CGGAAGAGUCCGGCUGGGAGACGGCGCAGCAGCUCAUAACCAGCAUCCGCAACAAGGCAACUCCAGAGGAGGUGCUGAAGGUCCUGGACGGCAUCAACAACCCUCUGAGGGGGGAGCUGGCUGGCGAUGAGAUGACUCCUCCAUACAACCCGCUUCAGAUUCAAGUCUUUGUUCAGACCAUUCUUUACCUCGGGUCCAAGAGCUUCUCUCACUCCUUCGCUGGCAUCACCAAGUUCCUGCCUGUUUUUGAGACGAUCGUUGUGGGGGGCGAGGAAGCCCAGAUGUUGGUGCUGAAGGAGAUGCAUAGCAUGUGGCAGAGCCACCAGCAGAUGAUGGUGGUGCUCGUCGACAAGUUCCUGCGCACCAAAGUCGUGCAAUGCGCCACUGUCGCCAACUGGAUCUUUGGCAAGGAUAUGGCCGCUGACUUCACGAA
Messenger RNA from Hyalella azteca, 433 nucleotides. Its product is annotated as nuclear cap-binding protein subunit 1-like. Gene Ontology annotation, cellular component: nucleus; nuclear cap binding complex. The annotation marks the transcript as partial. Gene Ontology annotation, biological process: mRNA export from nucleus; nuclear-transcribed mRNA catabolic process, nonsense-mediated decay. The transcript is spliced from 2 exons. The record is from RefSeq and is a predicted model, not a curated record. NCBI's taxonomy places the organism in Eukaryota, Metazoa, Arthropoda, Malacostraca, Amphipoda, Hyalellidae. Gene Ontology annotation, molecular function: mRNA binding; RNA cap binding.